Periconia digitata is the source of this 3801-nucleotide messenger RNA. Lineage: Eukaryota; Fungi; Ascomycota; Dothideomycetes; Pleosporales; Periconiaceae. The record is from the annotation of a GenBank genome assembly.
CUCCCUCCUCUUCCUCCUCAACAACCAAACACGCUACAACCAUCACCAUCACCACGCAAUCCAACGUCCAUUGCUGCCUCCCAGUGCCCGAAUUUUCAAACCGCAAAUCCAAAUUUCCCCCCCGCCAGAUCACCGAUCGAUCGUGCUAUCGUAAAACCGUCACUUUUAGCGCCACCCGCAAGCGAGCUCUCCGCUGCUUCACUCGCCGUGCACAGGUAAGAAUGCAUUGCAAAAUGACAUGCCCGCCCAAGAACCUCAACUCCUUUCUAACCUCACCAGGCCUCCCCUCCUCUUGACUUGCAAACCCCCAAAGCCUCACCGCUACCGUUCCAUCUGCUCUACUAGCUGCUCCCUGCUUCAACCCACGCAUACACCCAAAACUCACGCGAAUUUACGCGUCAAAGCGCCCGCACUCUUAUAUUCCACCGUUAAAUCGACCGUGGGAGCCGUGUUCGACAUGGCUGCUACGCGUCAACAGCCCCCGCUGCAGAUUUUCGAGGACAACCUCCCCUCUCAACCAGCCGACACCGCAGCUUUUGAACCUCAGUACUACCUCGACACAUUUCCCUCCGUGACCGACGUGUCGUCUCAACACCACACUCUCCUCGAACCACCCCAGAUCCUCCAGCGCGAAGUCUCGCCUCAAAAGACCCGUCACGUCUCCAGCUCACCCCCUCCGGCUGCUUUAGUCGAGAAGGGCAUCAAUACUCUCUCCAUACCACCUCCUCAGGAGCAGUACUUCCAGACGGACGCGCCCCAGAAGAAAACAAUGCGUCCACUAUCAGCCUCUUCCAUGAUGAUGAAUUCAUCUUCACGCUUUCCUUCUGGCUUUCCCGCGCAAUUCGACAAGGAAAAUGUCUACUACGCGCCAAAUGCCAACCUAUCAUCGUUCAUGGCCUCGGACCCGCCGCAAAAGUUAGGCCACAAACGUGCCAUGACGGACACGGCGCCUCUGAGAGACCGCUCCAAGAAGCAAAAGACGCGCCCUCUCCAAGGCCAAGACGUGGUGGAAGACAGCCAAUUGCCCGAGCCCGAGGACAUGCCCAUUGUGGACGACUCUGACUCUGGGAAGCCACCAUACAGUUACGCAGUUCUGAUCGGAAUGGCCAUUCUACGCGCCCCCAACCGUCGUUUGACACUGGCCCAGAUUUACAAGUGGAUCUCAGACACGUUCGCAUUCUACCGCAACUCUGCUGAUACCGGCUGGCAAAACAGUAUCCGUCACAAUCUCUCGCUUAGCAAGUCCUUUUCCAAACAGGAGCGCCCCAAGGAUGAUUCCGGCAAGGGCAAUCUCAAAGGCCAUUACUGGGUCAUAAAUGCAGGUUUUGAGAAUCAAUACUACAAAAUCAAGUCUAACCGUCGACCCACUAACCCAGAAGGGUUCGUGUCGGCAUAUCCCAGCGAUCUUGGACGUCCGAGCACCUCGUCCAACAACCUACCUCCCCUGAGCUCCAGCAAGGGGUUUGACUCCAGCAAAUUCCCUGACGAGACUGAGUUGUCAUCUGAUGCCACCAUCCCUUGCUCCGACCCAGCUGCGCAUGACGGCCAUGAGCCCAACGCUAUGCCUCCACCACGUCAGAUACCAUCCUCGCCUCCACCAGCAGACCUCCACUCAUCGCCUCCGCCGCCUGUGUCGCGCUCCCUGCGCGAAAAUACGCCACCGCGCGCUGCUCGUUUUCCGUCCAGCCGGUCUGGCGGACGCAAGCGCAAAUUCAACGGUCUCGGUGACAGCGGUUAUUACUCCUCCAUCGAGUCAUCGGCCACCAAAGGAAACCCGCUUGGACCUCUCCUGACCUCCGAGGCCGAUCUCGAUCGCCCUAGUAUCAAACGCGGUCGAGCCGAGCUUGAGAUUGUACGCAUCCGCGGCUCUUCUUAUGACUCUCCAACCAAAACGCGGCCGUACAUGAAGCAACCGAGUGCCGCUGCUCUAAUCUCGUCGCCGUUCCGCCCUACUGACAAGCCUCACGAUCCGCUCACCCCUGCCAUUGUGUUCAAGCGGCCCGCUCUGCCACCAGCAUCGGCGUCGCCCAACACCAACUUGCGCAAUCACAGGAACAAGAUGCGCGAAUUAGUCGGUGGAUCUCCCGACAAGAGCCUCGACAUGUGGGUUGACACCUCGUUCCUCGACAACAAGUCGUGGAGCCCAGCUGUCAACGUCCCCAACGAAGAGAGCGUCAAUCUGCAUGGCAACGGUUUCGACAGCACUUUUGACAUCUUUGGUGACUUUGAUUAUCAGCAGAGCCCGUUGAAACCCAGUGCCAAGCGACCACGGCUCGAACGCGCCGUUACCUCUACCGGCAUUCUUGCCGAUAUCACCGGCAGCAAGGCCAACUUGACGUACUCUCCCACUCCAAACUGGAAGCUCUCGUCUUCUUUCUUGAAUAUCCCGACCUUGUCACCAACUCGCCACCAGUCUCCAUCCAAGGCUCCAGUCUCUAAGCCCCCAACUUCGACCCCAUUUGAUGAUCUCCCCACACUGGAUAAGGAGAAUGGUCGUAUUGGACUUGGUAUCAUCCCUCCCCAGUCUUUUGCUGCGCCCGCCGCAAAGCCGGAUGAUGAUGACGAGAUCUUCCGUCUUCUGCACAGCGAUGAUUCAGAGCCCGGCAUCGAUCUGCUGCAGGGAUUCCAGAAGAUUGGUGCGAGGACAUCAGCUGUUGCUCCCAACGGCUCCCCUCAAAAGAUGUCACGGCCUGCUUCAAGGCCUGGUCUCUCGCGCAGCUCAACGACACGCUUCUAAAAAUACCAGCUACCGUCUUUCACGAAGUCAUGAUAAUGAAUAAGCUUUGCAGAUCAUAGCGUGUUGGGUAUACCCCAUCAUUUGAACUUCAUUUUUCAAAACCGCCCUUCUCAUAUCACCAAUCCUCGCUGAUAUCCAGUCACGAUAUCCUUAUCCCCGCUCUCCUUCCUUCCAUCUAUUAUCCGCUCUUCUUGAACGAAUUUUGGGCAGUAUCCAAGAGAUAUUGUCCUCUGACGAUGUCACGAACAAAUGAUACCCUCAAUUUAUCGCAUACGAUAGCACGGCUGGUCCAUUUUAAUCAGUCGAUUCACGUACAGCGUGUGUAAUGCAACCAAUCGCUUUAAUGUCAGGAGGAAUAGGCGCUUGUUUGGCGAAAUGUGUUUGUUUUGAAAUUUCUCGUCUUGUCUUGUUUUCUCCCUUGCUUUGCCUUCCCCUACGUUGUGUUACAGGGGCACUUUCUUGCCUUGCGAGUCUCUGCUUUUCCCUCUCUAGGGUUAUGUUUCUGUGUCCUAUAGCAACAAGGGACUUGGUCGAAUUCUGUCUUCUUUAUCCCUUUUUGAACUUUCUUUUUGCUGUCUUGUUCAAUCCUUUUUAUAACUUUAGACUCUGUUCAUGCUAGGAGCACUUUGUUUAAUGUCGCCAUUUGCGUUGCAUUGACAUGCGCGUCGAGCGUUCUGGAUAUACCGGGAGAGUAGCACUAUCUGUGUUCUGCUCGGUUUCAAAACGAAAUACACUUGUUGCGGCUUUUUGCCUUUUAUCAAUCUUCUCUACUUCUUUUCGGAUUCCUGCAACUAAUGAUAUUGGUGAUGUUGUAGACGACGAUCGCAAUCACUGUCGACGAAGAUGAUACUGUAUGCCAUCGGGAAGACAAAUUCUAACACCCAACCCCACCUAUCCAACACACUCUCGGGAUCUUUGAGUCUCCGGCGACCGGCUGUGUUCCCAGUGCUGCGUUUUGCCUCAACUUGUUGACGUAUUGAGAAGUAAUGACUUGAGAAGUGAUGACAUUCCAAAACGAAUGCAUUUGUUGCACAUUUACGCAAGUGCUGUGGCAAGUGGAUUUU